This is a messenger RNA of Bradysia coprophila, 1571 nucleotides long. It is a transcript of the gene caly, whose product is annotated as ubiquitin carboxyl-terminal hydrolase calypso. Gene Ontology annotation, cellular component: cytoplasm. Gene Ontology annotation, biological process: protein deubiquitination; ubiquitin-dependent protein catabolic process. Gene Ontology annotation, molecular function: cysteine-type deubiquitinase activity. The record is from RefSeq and is a predicted model, not a curated record. NCBI's taxonomy places the organism in Eukaryota, Metazoa, Arthropoda, Insecta, Diptera, Sciaridae.
UUUCUCUGACACAACACAAGCAUAAUAAUACGAGAGAAGUGCAAACAACAAUUUGUAGUAAAAGUUUUUUGCUGAUAAAUGUUCAAAUUUCAAUAACUUCUACUAUGCCUCCUGCUGACAUAAAUCGUCUAAAAGACGGCUGGCUUGAAUUGGAAAGUGACCCGGGCCUUUUCACAUUAUUACUCGAAGAUUUCGGUGUAAAAAGUGUUCAGGUCGACGAGAUAUACGAUCUACAAAAACCUCUGGAAGGUCCUGUUUACGGUUUCAUCUUUCUAUUCCGUUGGAUAGAAGAACGACGAGCUCGACGUAAAGUUGUCGAAACCACCGAAAUUUUUGUGAAAGAUGAGGAAACGGUGAACAGCAUUUUCUUUGCCCAGCAAGUUGUACCCAAUAGUUGCGCCACACAUGCAUUGCUUUCGAUAUUAUUAAAUUGUCCGGAUCUUCAUCUGGGAGAAACGCUGACUCGUCUAAAAACACACACUAAAGGAAUGAAUCCGGAAAACAAAGGUCUGGCUAUCGGAAACACACCGGAACUGGCUUGUGCACACAAUUCACACGCUACGACACAGGCGAAACGACGAUUGGAUAAAAAUAAUAGCGGCGUUAGUACGGGUCGUUUUACCGGCGAAGCAUUCCAUUUUGUCAGUUUUGUGCCGAUAAACGGUCACUUAUUUGAAUUGGAUGGUCUGAAACCGUUUCCCAUGAAUCAUGGACCGUGGAAAGAGAAUGAAGAUUGGACCAGCAAAUUUCGGUGCACAAUGGCUGAACGUUUGGGCAUAUCGUCUGGCGAACAGGACAUAAGAUUCAAUUUAAUGGCAGUGGUUCCCGAUCGACGCAUUGCAAUUACUCACAAAUUGAAAAUGCUGCGCACAAACAAAGCUAUUGUCACUGCAGCCCUUGAGAAAAUUUUAUCGUCGAAGACUAAUGACACUGGCGGCGCCGGUGAUUUAAAGAUGACCAUGGGUUCCAAUGAACCGACAUCAUCUGGUGGAGGAGUAGAGCCGACCAACAAAGACGGAAUUAGAAGUGGCGAAAAAUUGUCCGCAUCUUCCUCCUCAGCUUCUUUACAAAAUUUACCUUUACGUAGUGAUACGAUGUUAGACUGUAGUACUGAAAAGCUUGACGAUAGUGGAGAUUCGGAAAAACACAUGGUCGGCGACGAUUCUUCCGGUCCAAAUGCAUUGGACUUAAACUCACUGCUGAAAAAUUUGGAAUCGGAAAUUCUUGUCAACGAACAGAAUCUCAACGACGAGAAUGACAGGCGCUACAUGUUCAAGGUGGACGACUGUCGACGUACUCACAAUUACGACGAGUUUAUCUGCACGUUUCUCUCAAUGUUGGCCCAACAAAAUGUUCUAGCCGAUUUGGUAUCGCAGCACUUAAUUGUUUCACGCAAAUCAGUUAGCGGCUUAGCCAAUCGUCAGUACAAGAAAAAUGAUCGAACAAAGAAAACGUCGGGAAAACGGCGAAAAGGACGUAACAAACACAAGAAAAAAUGAAUUAGUUGGAAGACGAUUGAGAAGACUUUGUCCAGUGAAUUUUCGUAAUGAAGAUUGUUUGAAUUAAUUGAA